This is a messenger RNA of Neocloeon triangulifer, 3131 nucleotides long. It is a transcript of the gene SIDL, whose product is annotated as trafficking protein particle complex subunit 10. The coding region runs from base 120 to 3023 and encodes 967 amino acids. The transcript has 10 exons. Gene Ontology annotation, cellular component: TRAPPII protein complex. Lineage: Eukaryota; Metazoa; Arthropoda; Insecta; Ephemeroptera; Baetidae. Gene Ontology annotation, biological process: intra-Golgi vesicle-mediated transport; early endosome to Golgi transport. The record is from RefSeq and is a predicted model, not a curated record.
UAAUAAAAAAUAAAGUCUUUCCACUUUCCAUACAACGCACUGGUAUAUAACGCAAAAUUAAUAUUUAUCCGAUGUCACUGGCCUUUUCAGGCGUGGGUUAAAUUUUCUGGCUUUAGAUUAUGAAUUCAACAGAUGACUCAAGACCUGUUAUUACAUUCACCGGAGAAGGGUGGAGCGCCAAUUCAAGAAGCCUGUUGGAGGCCGUCGGCGCUGAGGCAUGCGAGUGGCGACGUCCGCUUGGUCGUCCAGCGCGACAGGUACGUGUUGAGGCGUUGUUGUGCUCACCAGCCGAGGCACCGUCCGAGCGUCCAUGCAUUCACACCUUCUGGAGCUCCUGCAAUGAUGUUGAUUCGUGGCGCUCGACCGAGAAAGACAAGGUUGAGAAAUGGAUUCGCUCCAUCGCUGCUGGGGACGAGUGGCUGGUAAUUCUGCCCGCACCCAAAAUUGCAGACAAAGCUCGCACCGAGCUCAAGCAACCGGAAAGGUGCCUGUCGAGCCGUGAUCCUGGUCUCUUGCGGCGAGUUCGGCAAAUGCUGCUGACGGCCAUCGGCCAGGAGGAACAAAGUCUUGGCCAGGACGUCCGUAGAGAGCGCGAGAGGAGAAACGAGCAGGGGUGGAGUUUUGGAGAGUAUCUUGCCCUGCAGGAGAAGUUGGCCGCCCUUCUGGGAGCUUUGAAGGGCGUUGAGGACGAGGCAUUGGUUCAGUAUGAUGAGCUUGACGCCUUGUUCACCCAGUUUGUGAGAAACGCAAGUCUUGUAGAACCUCCUCCUUGGCUGAGUUCAUUCAGUGCACCGUUGAAGGAGUGGCGAGGUCUGGGAUUAGAUUCAAACACAAGAUUUGCCAUCGUCAAUGGUGAUUCGUCACUCCUGCAGCUUCGAUCGUAUCUCUUUACCAGACAACUGAAUCUCCUGCUCAGAAUGAACCAACCCCAACAGAUUGCUGAAAGGUGUCUUCCUUUACUGCAAAUCUGCUUCAACGAGCUCCGCAUCCUGGAGGUGGAUUUUCCUAAGGGUGCAGCCUCCUGCUGGGCUGUCCAAGUAGCGCUUCAAGUGCUUCACGUUUGCCGAAAAUUCCCUGACCAAGUGCAUUCCCUGCCAGCUGCUUCACUUUGUGACUACGCUUGUCAAAAACUCUUCCAGCUGGGAGAGCUACUCGGCCUCAUGCCAGGUGGAGAAGGUCCAACCAGCACCCAGCUAGAUGCAGCCGUCUGGUUAGGUGCAGGUUUGGGUCCCGAGCCCCCUUUCGGAGGCGAACAGUUGAAGGAGGCUCUCGGCUCACCUGCCACCUUCCAAAAGUUAUACCUAGAGCUAGCCGAGUUGGCCCUGGGCACUUUCAAACACCUUGGACGCAGCAGGUCAGCAAGACUGCUGGGCCACCAACUGUCCAAUUUCCACCAGCUUCGAGGGGAACCUCACACGGCCGCAGCUUAUCUGGCCGACGCGCAUUCGGCUGUCGAAGGGUGGCCUCUUCUAGGAACAAACAUCUUGAGCCAGCUUGCAGAGUGUCUGAACGGAGAAAAACUUGCAGUAGCUAGGGCCAGACUGGCGGCCAGCGCCACACUUAGCCUCGAAGAGAGGACAAAAAAUUGGCACCAGCUGUUAGAAAUCUUGGAUGAUCUUGAUGCUGAUGAAUGUGUCGUGCCUCUUGAAGAAAUAUUUGAAUUGGUUUCCGUGCAGCCCAUAAGUGGACACAAGCAGCAAGCCAAAGUGAAACUGAAUUCGCUGCUGCCAGAGCCAGUAAUGCUCAUUCCCUCGUUUUCUAUUCAAACGGCUCCACCUCAAGUGAUACGAAAAGAGAGCAAUCCAAGAGGCCGCAGACAAAGAGGCAAUUUUUCUGCCUGCCUCUCGUCUGAACCAAUUGAAAUACAACCAGGACCAAAUGAAUUCACACUCCACGCUCAGGGUGCUGUGCACACAGGUCACUUGUGUCAGUUGUCCUUGUUGAUGAAGGAAAAAAUGGACUUCGUUAGCGCUGAAAGCCGACUCGGACUGAUUGAAGUGAAAAAAGGAGAGGCGAAGGUUGCAGUUGAAAGUGGACAGCUAUUGGCAAGAAUGCCACAAAAAAUUCAACUGAGGUUCACCGCGGGGACCGAUGGCAUUGACGAGGGAACAGAAAUUACAAUCAAGGCACCUAGAGGUUUAAGCUUGGGAGAAGGAGGUCGGCAAAUAGUCAUAGAGCUUCCAAAAACAGAGCAAGGAAUGGAAUCUGUUGUUCCUUUGGACGUUUUGGCAACUCCUCCUUCUGCAAAAUCAACUGACGUUGAAUAUCAAUUGACCUUGUCCUCUUCAUUAUGGGAGCAGGCAUAUCAGGUGCCCGUCCACUUCACCGUACCUGUGGCUGCUUCUGUUAAACUGCACACAGCGAUGAAAACCAAAUUCCUUCAAGUGGUCGUGUCCUCGACCUGUGGCCAGCGUCUGAUGCUCUCUGAACCAACCCUCGAGUUGUCCCUCGGCCAAUCGAGCGCCUUACCCAUCAGCCCAGAACCAAUGGUGCUCGAUCCAGAGCGUCCUCUCAGCUACAUCUGGAAGUUGGAGGUGGAUGGCCCAGUGCGGGCGAAAUUCAACGUGGCCUUAACAAAGGAUGAUACGUCUGGCUUUUACAACUGUGAAUUUGAGUUGGCUGAGUGCGCAACAAUGAUCGUGGUCCAGUCAAAAGUGGCCGCCGCCACAGGCGCUGAGGUUUGCCGAGCUAAUGCGAUGUGCCACCUGUACCUGACAGUCGAGACUUCGGAGCCAAGUGGACAGUCCCUGAUGUAUGAACUGCUGGCUGACCAUAGCAUGUGGGCCGUCUGCGGUCGAACUGCAGGAGUGCUCAGCAUGGACCAGUCCAGUCACAGCCUUGUAUUAGAUGUGAUGCCUUUGACUUCUGGCUUCCUCCCGCAUCCCCAGGUUCGCUUCUCUAAAUACAUUCCAGCAAAUGCUGGUUUGACGCAUCCAAAAUUGGAGCCUUUUGGACCGGGUCAGGUGUACAACAAAAGCAAGUCUCUCCAAGUCCAUGUGCUACCAGCUGUCCAAGCAAGUUAAAAGUCUCAAUUAUUAAUUUUUGUUAUGCAUAUUUAAUAUAAAUAUCCUUGUUAUAACUUGAAAACAAACGAUAAGUGGUAAUUAUACACAAAUUAUGAUAAUAUGGAA